Trichoderma reesei QM6a is the source of this 1570-nucleotide messenger RNA. RefSeq lists its product as uncharacterized. Gene Ontology annotation, cellular component: cytoplasm. Gene Ontology annotation, biological process: protein stabilization; protein folding. The transcript is spliced from 3 exons. NCBI's taxonomy places the organism in Eukaryota, Fungi, Ascomycota, Sordariomycetes, Hypocreales, Hypocreaceae. Gene Ontology annotation, molecular function: protein kinase binding; heat shock protein binding; protein-folding chaperone binding. The record is from RefSeq and is a predicted model, not a curated record. The coding region runs from base 83 to 1570 and encodes 495 amino acids.
CUCCAUUUCGUACUCGCAGUGUUUCUAUCCGCUCCACUGACUGCCAUAGCUGAGCUCUCGGAAGCUCCCACAGCUGCCCGCCAUGCCGAUCGACUACAGCCGAUUUGAUGCAAUCGAGGUCAGCGACGACUCGGACAUCGAAGUGCACCCCAACGUCGACAAGCGGUCCUUUAUCCGCGCGAAGCAGAACCAGAUCCAUCUCGAGCGCCAGCAGCGCAGGAACCGCAUCGCGGCGCUCAAGUAUGAGCGCAUCAUCAACAGCACCCUGCUGGGCCGGAUAACGGCUCUGCUCGACUCGCUCAAGGCCGGCGCCUCCGAGGCCGAGACGGGGAACCAGGCCGAGAUCGCCUUCAAGGCGGUCAUCUCCACCGCCGGGAACCCCCAGGAUGACCAGCCGCCGCCGCGACCAGAGGGCGUCUUCAACGACGACCAGCCGCUGCCCACUUACUCCAAGAUGCUGAUGCAGCUGCUGGACCAGGUGAACAAGACGCUCGACGAGAAGAAGCCCGAUGAUCGGUACAAGGCCAUGAUGGAGGAGCUCCAGGUGCACAUCGACAAGAUCAAGGAGCUGCAGGCCGAGCAGGCAAAGGAGCUGGAGACGCUGGAGAAGGAGGAGGGCAAGAAGAUUACGAGCGACAGCAUUCACGACGGGUUCAACAGUUCGUACAUCAACAAGUCCGGGCCGUCGGAGAAGAAGACGAAGGAGGAAGAGACCAAGGUGGAGCUUCUGAACCCCAACUUUUCUUCCACAUCUGGACCGGCAGCAUCGUCGUCAUCAUCAUCAGCAGCAGCAGACAAGGUCGCGGUGAACGAGGAUGACGAGGUGGAGGCGUCGCCCAAGGCCAAGGAGUUUGCCAAGAUUCCCAUGACCGACUACUCGGCUAGUCUCAAGUUCCUUGCCCAGAAUCCAGAGAUCCUGACGGAGCGAGAGACGGACGGGUUGCUGGUGCUCGCGUUCGAUGCCGCCCUGGAGCGAAAGGAUGACUUGGCUCGCCAGUGUGUUCACCAGGCACUCCUGCUGCAGUACUGCCGUGCCCUGGGCAAGGAUGGCGUUGCGCUCUUCUUCAAGCGAAUCACGACCAAGGGCCACCAGGCGCAGGACGUCUUCUACAAGGAUGUGCAGGACACAUACAUGAGGAUCAAGAACCGGUCGCUCGAGAUCAUCGCCGAGCGGGCCAAGGAGCCGGCCGAGGGCGUGGAGCAGAUCCAGCUGCAUGCCAUGGAGCCCGGCACCACGAUCAACAUUACGAUACCCCCUGCCGACAGCGACGAUCCGGAUGUCAUGGCGGCCCGGAAGAUCUACGACAGCUUCGAUCCCGAGAUGAAGGAUGCGCUCGAGUCUGGAAGCCUGGACGAGGUCAACAAGGUGCUGGGCAAGAUGAAGGUGGAGGAGGCGGAGGAGCUUGUGGCCAAGUUUGGCGAGGCAAACAUUCUCAGUCUUGAGGAAGAGCUGAUUGAUGCGACGACGGAGGAGGGGCAGAAGCAGCUGAAGGCGAUGGAGGCUGCGGCAGCUGCGGAGAGGGAGGAGGCCAGGGAGGCUGAGGUGGAGGAGAUUGGCGAUCCUGAAUGA